Brachypodium distachyon (stiff brome) is the source of this 1453-nucleotide messenger RNA. RefSeq names its product protease Do-like 5, chloroplastic. The transcript has 8 exons. NCBI's taxonomy places the organism in Eukaryota, Viridiplantae, Streptophyta, Magnoliopsida, Poales, Poaceae. The record is from RefSeq and is a predicted model, not a curated record. Gene Ontology annotation, molecular function: serine-type endopeptidase activity. Gene Ontology annotation, biological process: proteolysis. Bases 41 to 979 code for a protein of 312 amino acids.
AGAACAGAAGCAGAUAGCGCGCUUCCAAGGUCGUUCGCACAUGGCGCUCCUCCAGCCGCUGCUCCGGCUCCUUCUCCUCCGGCCACCGCCACCGCCGCCACAACGGACUCCUCACCUCCCGCCCCCUUCCGCCUCCACCCGCCGCGUCGCCGCCGCCUCCGCCGCAGCGCUCCUCCUGCUCGCCGCCGCUUCCCCACCUCCGCGGCCCGCCCGCGCCGAGCCCGGCGGCGGCGAGGACGACGUCGACGAGACCCACGUCGUGCGCCUCUUCGAGGGGGCGUCGCCGUCGGUGGUGUUCAUCAAGGACCUCCUUGUUGUGGCGCAGCCGCGGGGAAGGGACGGAAGGGGAGCGCAGCCGGUUUAUGAUGAGGAGGGCGGCGCCACGGUGGAGGGGACCGGCUCUGGCUUCGUGUGGGACUCCUCCGGCCACAUUGUGACAAAUUACCACGUUGUUGCUAAAUUAGCUGGGGACGGAUCUGAAUCUCAUCGCUGCAAGGUGUUCCUAGAGGAUUCAAGUGGCACUAGUUACUCAAAGGAGGGGAGGCUAAUAGGGUAUGAUACAGCACAUGAUCUUGCUGUUCUGAAGGUUGAUGUUGACGGUGAUAAGUUGAGGCCUGCUUUGAUUGGCACAUCACGGGGUUUGCGAGUCGGGCAGAGCUGCUUUGCCAUUGGGAACCCUUUAGGAUAUGAACACACCUUAACUACUGGGGUGGUUAGUGGUCUGGGAAGGGAGAUACCAUCUCCAGACGGGAGGGUGAUUCGUGGCGCCAUACAGACAGAUGCUGCUAUAAAUGCUGGUAACUCAGGAGGCCCACUAAUUGACUCUUAUGGCCAUGUAAUUGGAGUUAAUACAGCUACUUUCACACGCAAAGGAUCAGGGAUCUCAUCAGGGGUGAACUUCGCCAUCCCUAUCGACACGGUCGUGCAGUCGGUCCCUAACCUAAUUGUGUAUGGAACCACUGUGAGCAACCGGUUUUAAUCAUCUCUGCUCGAUGAACGCAAAAGCUCUUCUGCGACGUUCACUGCGACAUCUGCUCUGAGGUUUCUUUCGUCAGGAGGACAUCUGCUGAUCUGCUCAAAGUUCAAGGUGAUCAUGGCUAGGAUCUGAAGCCGGAGGUGAAAGUACAGUACAGAGGAGGAUGCUUCCUUAGUUGACACUUGUGACUGCGAUAGCAACCGAGGGUGAAGGGAAUUUGAUAUAAUUGGUGAUGCUCCUGUGCCUGUCUUUCAGGAAUCCAAGAAUCAGUCCUUAUCUCACACAAUCAAUGACAUGCAAAACCAAACCCCUCCCUUUAUGUGUAACAUAAUAGCGACCGGCUCACAGCGGCAACGUCUGUAUGAGCAGAGGACAGGAGCUGGCUGAAUGCGUACAUAUCCUUUCACGAAGUUAUGCUGGCCUCUUUGAUUCGCGGGAACUUUCAUCGUUCCCUGCCGGAACUAAACUGUUCGCUAA